Molecule: messenger RNA, 10593 nt
Organism: Orcinus orca (killer whale)
Lineage: Eukaryota; Metazoa; Chordata; Mammalia; Artiodactyla; Delphinidae
Gene: CTNNBIP1
Product: catenin beta interacting protein 1
Exons: 4
Coding region: 8009-8596 (195 amino acids)
Biological process (GO): negative regulation of Wnt signaling pathway
Cellular component (GO): cytosol; beta-catenin destruction complex; nucleus
Molecular function (GO): beta-catenin binding
Source: RefSeq, a predicted model, not a curated record
UGGGUGUGGCCCUGGGGCUCUGGUUCUUUUGUGUGUGGCGACACCUAGUGGCCAAUCCCUUGACUUCCACAAGGAGAGGGCCAACUGACCAUUAGCCCUUGGACACAGGACAGACUCAGAAGACUUUUACCCCUGGAAGCCCUAAUUCCCAAUUUGAAGUCUUCAUGGAGCAUUUCAGAUGACCUCGGAGAACACGACAGCCCAAGGCACACAAAAUACUCAGGAAUGAGAGUCUUUGGAAAAGCUAAAUUUGGUUAUGGAGACUGGAUUAGGGACUUGUAUUUGACCGUAAGUGAUGUGGAGAUGGUAGGGGGUGGAAGCCCAGACCCCACAGGCUGUCUGGGUUCUCUCUUCAGCCAACUGGGCCAGGGCUGAAGGAAGACGGGGCAAGCGAAGCAGCCACGGCCCCGGCCCUCCAGCAGGUGCAGGAAGACAGUGAGUGAGCACCCCGGCAGGUGCUCUAUGAAGCGGACAAGGGACUUCCCUGGUGGUCCAGUGGUUAAGAUUCCAUGCUCCCAAUGCAGGGGGCACGGGUUCAGUCCCUGGUCGGGGAACUAAAAUCUGCAUGCCGCAUGGUGUGGCCUAAAAAAAGAAACAAAAGAAGAAGAAACUGGGAUGUGAUGGGACCACGUGCCCAAGAGGGCCUGGGUGGGGCGCACGACCUACCGCGGUCAUGCAGUCAGGAAAGGCUCCCCAGGAAGGCAUCUAAGCGAGCGGAAAAGAAGCCAGUUCCAGCCUGGGGACCCGAGUGCAAAGGCUGCUGGGGAGGAGCUUCUUGGCAGGUCCUAGAAACAAACUGGGGGCCAGCUAGACAGAGGGGAGGAGUGGGAGCGAGAGGCAGAGCCAGCCAUGUGGGAUCCUGGCAAGGGCGUGAAGCGUAUCCUGGGGUAGGUUGGAGUGGGGAGAAAUGUCAUCCAUUCUGGCUUUUAAAAAGAUCAUUCCAGUUAGGUAGCCUCAUCCACCAGAGGGCAGACGGCAGAAGCAAGAAGAACUACAAUCCUGCAGCGUGUGGAACAAAAACCACAUUCACAGAAAGGCAGACAAGAUGAAAAGGCAGAGGGCUAUGUAACAGAUGAAGGAACAAGAUAAAACCCCAGGAAAAACAACUGAAUGAAGUGGAGAUAGGCAACCUUCCAGAAAAAGAAUUCAGAAUAAUGAUAGUGAAGAUGAUCCAGGACCUCGGAAAAAGAAUGGAGGCAAAGAUCGAGAAGAUGCAAGAAAUGUUUAACAAAGACCUAGAAGAAUUAAAGAAGAAACAAACAGAAAUGACCAAUACAAUAACUGAAAAGAAAACUACACUAGAAGGAAUCAAUAGCAGAAGAACGGGUAAGUGACCUGGAAGACAGAAUGCUAGAAUUCACUGCUGCGGAACAGAAUGAAGAAAAAAGAAUGAAAAGAGGGCUUCCCUGGUGGCGCAGUGGUUGAGAGUCCGCCUGCCGAUGCAAUGGACACGGGUUCGUGCCCCGGUCCGGGAGGAUCCCAUAUGCCGCAGAGCGGCUGGGCCCGUGAGCCGUGGCCGCUGAGCCUGUGCGUUUGAAGCCUGUGCUCCGCAACGGGAGAGGCCACAACAGUGAGAGGCCCGCGUAGCAAAAAAAAAAAAAAAAAAGAAUGAAAAGAAAUGAAGACAGCCUAAGAGACCUCUGGGACAAAUUAAACGCAACAACAUUCACAUUAUAGGGGUCCCAGAAGGAGAAGAGAGAGAGAAAGGACCAGAGAAAAUAUUUCAAGAGAUUAUAGUCAAAAACUUCCCUAACAUGGGAAAGGAAAUAGCCACCCAAGUCCAGGAAGUGCAACGAGUCCCAUACAGGAUAAACCCAAGGAGAAACAUGCCGAGACACAUAGUAAUCAAAUUGGCAAAAAUUAAAGACAAAGAAAAAUUAUUGAAAGCAGCAAGAGAAAAACGACAAAUAACAUACAAGGGAACUCCCAUAAGGUUAACAGCUGACUUCUCAGCAGAAAUUCUACAAGCUAGAAGGGAGUGCCAUGAUAUACUUAAAGUGAUGAAAGGGAAGAACCUACAACCAAGAUUACUGUACCUGGCAAGGAUCUCAUUCAGUUUCGAUGGAGAAAUCAAAAGCUUUACAGACAAGCAAAAGCUAAGAGAAUUCAGCACCACCAAACCAGCUCUACAACAAAUGCUACAGGAACUUCUCUAAGUGGGAAACACGAGAAGAAAAGGACCUACAAAAACAAACCCAAAACAAUUAAGACAAUGGUCAUAGGAACAUACAUAUCGAUAAUUACCUUAAACGUGAAUGGAUUAAAUGCUCCAACCAAAAGACAAGGAGCAAAUCAGACUCGCUGAAUGGAUACAAAAACAAGACCCAGGGCUUCCCUGGUGGCGCAGUUGUUGGGGGUCUGCCUGCCGAUGCAGGGGACGCGGGUUCGUGUCCCGGUCCGGGAGGAUCCCACAUGCCAUGGAGCGGCUGGGCCCGUGAGCCAUGGCCGCUGAGACUGCGCAUCCAGAGCCUGUGCUCUGCAGCAAGAGAGGCCAGAGCAGUGAGAGGCCCGCGUACCGCAAAAAAAAAAAAAAAAAAAAAAAAAAAACCCACAAGACUCAUAUAUAUGCUGCCUACCAGAGACGCACUUCAGACCUAGGGACACAUACAGACUGAAAGUGAGGGGAUGGAAAAAGAUAUUCCAUGCAAAUAGAAAUCAAAAGAAAGCUCGAGUAGCAAUACUCAUAUCAGAUAAAAUAGACUUUAAAAUAAAGAAGCUUACAAGAGACAAGGAAGGACACUACAUAAUGAUCAAGGGAUCAAUCCAAGAAGAAGAUAUAACAAUUAUAAAUAUAUAUGCAACCAACAUAGGAGCACCUCAAUACAUAAGGCAAGUGCUAACAGCUAUAAAAGAGAAAAUCAACAGUAACACAAUAAUAGUGGGGGACUUUAACACCUCACUUACACCAAUAGACAGAUCAUCCAAAAUGAAAAUAAAUAAGGAAACAGAAGCUUUAAAUGACACAAUAGACCAGAUAGAUUUAAUUGAUAUUUAUAGGACAUUCCGUCCAAAAACAGCAGAUUACACUUUCUUCUCAAGUGCGCACGGAACAUUCUCCAGGAUAGAUCACAUCUUGGGUCACAAAUCAAGCCUCAGUAAAUUUAAGAAAAUUGAAAUCAUAUCAAGCAUCUUUUCUGACCACAAUGCUAUGAGAUUAGACAUGAAUUACAGGGGGAAAAAAAUGUAAAAAUCACAAACACAUGGAGGCUAAACAAUACAUUACUAAAUAACCAAGAGAUCACUGAAGAAAUCAAAGAGGAAAUUAAAAAAUACCUAGAGACAAAUGACAAUGAAAACAUGACGAUCCAAAACCGAUGGGAUGCAGCAAAAGCAGUUCUAAAAGGGAAGUUUAUAGCUAUACAAGCCUACCUCAAGAAACAAGAAAACUCUCAAAUAAACAAUCUAACCUUACACCUAAAGGAACUAGAGAAAGAAGAACAAACAAAACCCAAAGUUAGCAGAAGGAAAGAAAUCAUAAAGAUCAGAGCAGAAAUAAAUGAAAUAGAAACAAAGAAAACAAUAGCAAAGAUCAAUAAAACUAAAAGCUGGUUCUUUGAGAAGAUAAACAAAAUUGACAAACCAUUAGCCAGACUCAUCAAGAGAAAGAGGGGGCUUCCCUGGUAGCGCAGUGGUUAAGAAUCCGCUUGCCAGUGCAGGGGAUGCAGGUCCGUGCCCUGGUCUGGGAAGAUCCCACAUGCCGCGGAGCAACUAAGCCCGUGCACCACAACUACUGAGUCUGCGCUCUAGAGCCCACGAGCCACAAAUACUGAGCCUGCGUGCCACAACUACUGAAGCCCAGGCACCUAGAGCCCGUGCUCCGCAAUGAGAGAAGCCACUGCAAUGAGAAGCCCACACACCACAACAAAGAGUAGCCCCCACUCGCCACAACUAGAGAAAGCCUGCGUGCAGCAACGAAGACCCAACAUAGCCAAAAAUAAAUAAAUAAAAUAAAUUUAUAAAAAAGAAAAAGAGGGAGAGGACUCAAAUCAAUAAAAUUAGAAAUGAAAAAGGAGAAGUUACAACAGACACCGCAGAAAUACAAAGCAUCCUAAGAGACUACUACAGGCAACUCUAUGCCAAUAAAUUGGACAACCUGGAAGAAAUGGAAAAAUUCUUAGAAAGGUAUAACCGUUCAAGACUGAACCAGGAAGAAACAGAAAUAUGAACAGACCAAUCACAAGUAAUGAAAUUGAAACUGUGAUUAAAAAUCUUCCAACAAACUGUGAUUAAAAAUCUUCCAACAAACAAAGCCAUGACCAGAUGGCUUCACAGGUGAAUUCUGUAAAACAUUUAGAGAAGAGCUAACACCCAUCCUUCUCAAACUCUUCCAAAAAAUUGCAGAGGAUGGAACACUCCCAAACUCAUUCUAUGAGGCCACCAUUACCCUGUUACCAAAACCAGACAAAGAUACUACAAAAAAAGAAAAUUACAGACCAGUAUCACUGAUGAAUAUAGAUGCAAAAAUCCUCAACAAAAUACUAGCAAACAGAAUCUAACAACACAUUAAAAGGAUCAUACACCAUGAUCAAGUGGGAUUUAUCCCAGGGAUGCAAGGAUUCUUCAAUAUACGGAAAUCAAUCAAUGUGAUACACCAUAUUAACAAAUGGAAGAAUAAAAACCAUAUGAUCAUAUCAAUAGAUACAGAAAAAGCUUUUGACAAAAUUCAACACCCGUUUAUGAUAAAAACUCUCCAGAAAGUAGGCAUAGAGGGAACCUACCUCAACAUAAUAAAGGCCAUAUAUGACAAACCCAGAGCAAACAUCGUUCUCAAUGGUGAAAAACUGAAAGCAUUUCCUCUAAGAUCAGGAACAAGACAAUGAUGCCACUCUCACCACUCUUAUUCAACAUAGUUUUGGAAGUCCUAGCCGUGGCAAUCAGAGAAGAAAAAGAAAUAAAAGGAAUACAAAUUGGAAAAGAAGAAAUAAAACUGUCACUGUUUGCAGAUGACAUGAUACUAUACAUAGAGAAUCCUUAAAAUGCCACCAGAAAACUACUAGAGCUAAUCAAUGAAUUUGGUAAAGUUGCAGGAUACAAAAUUAAUGCACAGAAAUCUCUUGCAUUCCUAUGCAUUAAUGAUGAAAAAUCUGAAAGAGAAAUUAAGGAAACACUUCCAUUUACCAUUGCAACAAAAAGAAUAAAAUACCUAGGAAUAAACCUACCUAGGGAGACAAAAGACCUGUAUGCAGAAAACUAUAAGACACUGAUGAAAUAAAUUAAAGAUGAUACCAACAGCUGGAGAGAUAUACCAUGUUCUUGGAUUGGAAGAAUCAAUAUUGUGAAAAUGACUCUACUACCCAAAGCAAUCUACAGAUUCAGUGCAAUCCCUAUCAAACUACCAAUGGCAUUUUUUACAGAACUAGAACAAAAAAUCUUCAAAUUUGAAUGGAGACACAAAAGACCCCGAAUAGCCAAAGCAGUCUUGAGGGGAAAAAAUGGAGCUGGAGGAAUCAGACUCCCUGACUUCAGACUGUACUACAAAGCUACAGUAAUCAAGACAAUAUGGUACUGGCACAAAAACAGAAAUAUAGAUCAAUGGAACAAGAUAGAAAGCCCAGAGAUAAACCCAUGCACCUAUGGUCAACUAAUCUAUGACAAAGGAGGCAAGGAUAUAUAUACAAUGGAGAAAAGACAGUCACUUCAAUAAGUGGUGCUGGGAAAACUGGACAGGUACAUGUAAAAGAAUGAAAUUAGAACACUCCCUAACCCAUACACAAAAAUAAACUCAAAAUGGGUUCGCGACCUAAAUGUAAGACCAGACACUAUAAAACUCUUAGAGGAAAACAUAAGCAGAACAGUCUUUGACAUAAAUCACAGCAAGAUCUUUUUUGAUCCACCUCCUAGAGUAAUGGAAAUAAAAACAAAGAUAAACACAUGGGACCUAACGAAACUUCAAAGCUUUUGCACAGCAAAGGAAACCAUAAACAAGAUGAAAAAACAACCCUCAGAAUGGGAGAAAAUAUUUGCAAACGAAUCAAUGGACAAAGGAUUAAUCUCCAAAAUAUAUAAACAGCUAAUGCAGCUCAAUAUUAAAGAAACAACCCAAUCCAAAAAUGGGCAGAAGACCUAAAUAGACAUUUCUCCAAAGAAGACAUACAGAUGGGCAAGAGGCACAUGACAGGAUGCUCAACAUCACUAAUUAUUAGAGAAAUGCAAAUCAAAACUACAGUGAGGUAUCACCUCACACUAGUCAGAAUGGGCAUCAUCAGAAAAUCUACAAACAACAAAUGCUGGAGAGGGUGUGGAGAAAAGGGAACCCUCUUUCACUGUUGGUGGGAAUGUAAAUUGAUACAGCCACUAUGGAGAACAAUAUGGAGUUUCCUUAAAAAAGUAAAAUAGAAUUACCAUAUGAUCCAGCAAUCCCACUACUGGGCAUAUACCCAGAGAAAACCAUAAUUCAAAAAGACACAUGCACCCCAAUGUUCACUGCAGCACUAUUUACAAUAGCCAGGUCAUGGAAGCAACCUAAAUGCCCAUCCACAGACGAAUGGAUAAAGAAGUUGUGGUGGGCUUCCAUGGUGGCGCAGUGGUUGAGAGUCUGCCUGCCGAUGCAGGGGACAUGGGUUCGUGCCCCGGUCUGGGAAGAUACCACAUGCCGUGGAGCAGCUAGGACCGUGAGCCAUGGCCGCUGAGCCUGCACGUCCGGAGCCUGUGCUCCGCAACAGGAGAGGCCACAACAGUGAGAGGCCUGCAUACUGCAAAAAAAAAAAAAAAAAAAAGAAGUUGUGGUACAUAUAUACAAUGGAAUAUUACUCAGCCAUAAAAAGGAACGGAAUUGAGUCAUUUGUUGAGACGUGGAUGGAUCUAGAGACUGUCAUACAGAGUGAAGUAUGUCAGAAAGAGAAAAACAAAUAUCGUAUACUAACGCAUGUAUGUGGAACCUAGAAAAAUGGUACAGAUGAACCGGUUUACAGGGCAGAAGUUGAGACACAGAUGUAGAGAACAAACUUUUCCCCCCAAGGGGGGAAAGCCACAGCGGGGUGGGGAUGGUGGUGUGCUGAAUUGGGUGGUUGGGAUGGACAGGUAUAUACUGAUGUGUAUAAAAUUGAUGACUAAUAAGAACCUGCUGUAUAAAAAAAUAAAUAAAAUAAAAUAAAAAAAUUAAAAAAGAGCACACAACUUAUAAAAAAAAUAAAUAAAUAAAAAUUAAAAAAAUAAAAAAUCAUUCCGGCUACUUGCGCUGGGUGGUGGAGUGGAAGGAAGUGAGAAGGGGUGGACAGGAGGAGGAGUGAUCCCCCAGAACCGAGCCUCUCCACUCAGCUGUGCUGGGAACUGAGGGCUGUCCGCUGCGCUCGUGCACCUGGCCCCAGGGGACGGCUGGCUGCCUCUCACCAGAGGUCAUUCUGCAGGCAGCUCACCCCUCCUUCCUGGUUACCAGUGUUAAUUAGACCCUUUUCUGAACCAGGAGGAGGUGACAGGAUAGCAGACAGUAGAAGAGGGAGCCUGGGCUUUGGUGGUGGAAAGGAAGGCCCUGUAAGUAGACGGCACUGCAUUGAGUGCACAGCUGCAUUGCUACGCAAUACACAUUUUGCCCUAUUGUGCAGGCUUUUAGGGCCGGAGCCCCUGUUAGCUUCUGGGGACUGAGCGGUUGACAGGAGCCUCCAGGGAGGCUGCUGCCCAGGGCUCUGGCGCCUUUCUGAGUCUGCCCUUCACCUGGGAGAGCCUGCUGGUCCAAGGCUGGCUGGCCCCUGAGGGAUGGAUGGUGUGAGGAGUGUCCUUGGCCCGCAAGCCUGGCUCCCUUGGUCCUCCGAGCGCAGCUCCUUGGCACCAGGGCUGCCAGGGCUCCACCCCCACCAGCUGCUGCGUUAUUUCUGACUCAUCCAGGAGUUACAAGUGUGUAACCCAAACCCCUCCACACCCGGCUUCCUCCCCCCCAGCUCCUCCUGGAGGGAGGAAACCCUGGGACUUCUCUCCUGGGACCUUUCUGCAGGUCGGGUCCCUGCUGCACCUGGACGCAGCUGCCGCGUGCAGGAGCCACCCUGUGACAGGAGUCCCCAGAGCUGGCCAGGGCAUGAACCGCGAGGGGGCCCCCGGGAAGAGUCCGGAGGAGAUGUACAUUCAGCAGAAGGUCCGAGUGCUGCUCAUGCUGAGGAAGAUGGGCUCCAACCUGACGCCCAGCGAGGAGGAGUUCCUGCGCACCUACGCGGGGGUGGUCAGCAGCCAGCUCAGCCAGCUGCCCCAGCACUCCAUCGACCAGGCCUCCUCGCCUUGUCCCAGGUUGCAGCCCAGGGCCAGAGGACCAUCCAGCAGCAAUUCUUUCGCCCUGGUCUGCAGGUGCAGAGGAUGUGGUGAUGGCGUUUUCCAGGUCGGAGACGGAGGACCGGAGGCAGUAGCUGCAAACCCCUUGGAAUACCCUGGAGGCUGGCAAAGGCCAGGAGAUCUGUGUGGACCUCACCGGCUGAGUGGCAGAGGGUCACCUUCCCUACCCCGACCCCCUCACCCCACCCCUUCCCGUCCCGCCCCACGGCCACUCAGAAUCCUCCAGGGAGACACCAGUGGUGCAGUUACGAUUGGCUUAAAGGGACGGACUCAUGAUUGGCUGCGGGAAGAAACCUUUUUAUUUUUAAAUCUCGACCAACGCAAACCUUUUUAUUUCUGACUCUUAUUUAAAAAAAAAAAAAAUGCGCCUCGGUGUAUGGCUUCUCAGGAAGCUCUCCGAGCUCUGGUGCUUUAUUUCGGUCACUUUUUAGGAAUGUGAAGAGGUCCGAUUGGCUGCUUAAACUGGAAAAGGAUUUUGAUUGGCUGGCUAAUGGGAAACGGUUUUUUUUUCUUUGGCUGCAGGUGUUCUGCUGAUGGCAACAGCUCCUCUCUUUUGAAUGUUGAAAACAGGGUUUGGGACGUUGGUUGUUAUAUUUGACUUGAAAAAAGAAAGAAAGAAAGAAACCAAGUGCGCUUUGCAAUAUUUAUUACACAAAGAGCUUGCUGCUGCUGCUUUGACGUGUUUUUUGUUUGUGUUUGCAUUUGAUUGGCUUUCGAUAUGUGUGUUUGGUUUCCCAUUGGCUCACCCAUGACUCCUGUUGCCAUGGGCUGCCCACCCCCUGCUGCGUGCGGGCCCUCUCCAGCCCGGGGGUCCACCUAGAGGGUGCUUUUGCUUUAAUGACCACACCAGGCUCCGUCAGCGAGGGGACCCCUAGGACGCCAAGCAGGGCCCCCAGCUGGAAAACAGGGCCCCAAGGAGGUUUGUGUUGUCCUGAUCCAGCCUGCCCGCGCUGAGCCAUUCCCUCCACAUUCAACUUCCUGAGGCCUCAUGGUGGGGGCUCCUCUUAUAAGGGGCAGGAGCUGCUCCCAGCUCUGAGACCCCGAAACAUAGCAGAGGUCUCUGCCCGAGAGCCCAGAACCCCCACAAAGGCCCCAGCUUGGCUCACAAGGCCCAGGAGGCCUUUGGCGCGAAACGCACCCUCCCACCUCCCCCAGCCUCCUCCCGAGGUGUGUGCUGCCAGCGCAGUGGGUCCUGACCAGCCCUGGGAGCUCUCUCAUCCGAGGCCGUGCCCUUCACUGCACUGCCUUCAGAAGGGUCUCUCUCCGCAGCAGCCUGGAAGGGACAGUGUCAUUAUUUAUGAAGUGCCCACUGGGACCGCUGGCUGGGUCUUCAGUGAGCGAGUGCCACCCGGCUGGCCCUCAACCCCGCCCCCAGAAAGACAUUGCAGAGCAGUGGUCUUUGAAGGGCUGCAGGAGCCCCAAGUCUUCCCACCUGCCCUCCUCCCCCUGGAGGCGGCCUGUCCUGCUCCCUGCAUCUCUCGCGGGAGUGGAAUCUGGGUGGGGAGUUGGAGGAAGAUGCGGGCCUGGGGAGGGGAAGCCUCCCCACGCCCCCGCCGCGACCUCCCACCCCCAUCCCGGAGGUAGUAGGUGGCUGAGGUCUCCUUCUCACCCCAGGUACCCAGAGCCAGGAGAAGACGCUCAGGGCCAAACUUCCCCCUUCUCGGGGCUUGGGGCUGUCGUGGAGCAAGGGAGCUGAACGCCAGCGUGUCCCGGGCCCCAGCCCCCGGGAGCCCCAUGGCCCCGUGGCCGUUCACACUGUGCUCUGAGCUUCCUCUGAGCCUUGCCCCAGCGGAGGACUUGACACGACCUAGACACCCCAUCCUCCUACACACAGGGGCCCCCCGCCCUGGCUAGCUGGCCAUUAGUCUGAAAAGGCCGUUGAUCCCCAGGGGACAAGGACUGUGGACCCCAGCAGGGGCCUGAGAGCAUCCUCCUCCAGGGGGGGCAGUGCGUGUACACACACAUGUGUGUCUGUACUCGUUCCCAGCUCAGUGGCCCGCAGCUCCAGCUGAGCCCCUGGGGAAAGGUGAGUUUUGUUCAGUCUCCCCCCACCACCCAGGUUGUAACAUCUGUUAUCAGCUGUCUUUGCCAGUGUUGCCGGCUGGCCCCUCUCCUUGUACCUGUAGCCCCCGUCAAGGGUCCGAGUCCUGGCUGAUGGUGUGUUCCUGCCCCAGUCUGUCCUUGUCAGGGUCAUGGGCCUCCCUCUUGUAACUUGCGAUGGCCCUGAUCUGUCUCAUCUUCUGCAGAAGAAAAGUGGAAAUGUUGCUGUGGCUUCGUAUUUCAACUAAAAAUAUUUCUGUUGAAGAAAAUAAUUAACAAUAAAGAUUUUUAAUAGUU